Messenger RNA from Thlaspi arvense, 483 nucleotides. NCBI's taxonomy places the organism in Eukaryota, Viridiplantae, Streptophyta, Magnoliopsida, Brassicales, Brassicaceae. The record is from the annotation of a GenBank genome assembly.
AUGGGCGUGAUCACUUACGAUACGCAGGUCACUUCCUCAAUCCCUCCCGCCAGGUUGUUCAAGGCCUUUGUCCUUGAUGGUGACCACCUCAUGCCCAAACUCAUGCCUAGCAUUAUCAAGAGUGUUGAAAUCCUGCAAGGAGAUGGAGGGCCUGGAACCAUCAAACUCACUAGCUUUGGUGAAGGAAGCCAAUUGAAGUGCCUGAAGCAAAGGGUUGAUGUGAUUGACAAGGAGAACUUAACCUACUGCUACAGUGUGAUUGAAGGUGAAGCUUUGAAGGGCGUGUUUGAAUCAAUUUCAUAUGAGAUCAAGUUCUUGUCCUCCCCAGAUGGAGGGACCAUAUGCAAGAACACCAGCAAAUACCACACCAAAGGUGAUGUCCAUAUCUCAGAAGAGGAAAUCAAGAAGGGCAAAGACAAGGCCUCUUCAAUGUUCAAGGUGGUGGAGGCUCACCUAUUGGCAAAUCCCGAUGCUUACAAUUGA